AUGGCUUCAGUUCUUCUAUUACCUUCAUCAUCUUCUUCAUGUUGUUGUUCAAGGAAAAUCAAUGCUGCUAUUCAUGUCCCAAAGCUUCCAAAACUCUCUCUCUCGCUUCCAAAAAUACCAAUGAGAAAUCUAGGUGAGGAACUGAAGACAAGAGAUGGGUUCAUAAACACAAUCCCAGUAGAAAAGAUCAAUCAUGUCAUUGAUGAUAGAUCACACAACUCUAGUACAAAUAUUGUUUCCACUCAACUCUAUGCUAUCUUAGAGGCUGUAGCUGAUAGAGUAGAGAUGCACGCCAACAUUGGAGAACAGCGUGACAAUUGGAACACCCUUCUUCUAAACUCCAUCAACAUGAUGAUUCUCACUGCCGCAACAAUGGCUGGUGUUGCAGCCACAGCUGGCGGCAUUGGAAUGCCCCUUUUGGCAUUGAAAUUAUCGUCUACUCUUUUGUAUUCUGCGGCCACAGGAAUGUUGCUAAUAAUGAACAAAAUUCAGCCUUCACAGCUUGCUGAAGAACAACGUAAUGCUACAAGAUUGUUCAAGCAGCUCCAGAGCCAAAUUCAAACCAUGCUCGCCAUUGGAACUCCAACUCAAGAAGAUGUGAAGGAGGUGAUGGAAAAAGUUUUGGCACUUGAUAAAGCCUACCCACUUCCCUUGCUUGGUGCAAUGCUUGAAAAAUUCCCUGCAAAGUUUGAGCCAGCUGUUUGGUGGCCUAAAAAUCAAGUACUACAAAAGAAAAACUUUUAA
This is a messenger RNA of Quercus robur (English oak), 744 nucleotides long. RefSeq names its product probable F-box protein At4g22030. The transcript has a single exon. The record is from RefSeq and is a predicted model, not a curated record. Bases 1 to 744 code for a protein of 247 amino acids. NCBI's taxonomy places the organism in Eukaryota, Viridiplantae, Streptophyta, Magnoliopsida, Fagales, Fagaceae.